UCAAAAACAGCUGAUAACAAAGUAGAGAUACCGAUAAAUCUCCCAAAAAGAUGUUUUACACGCAAUUAUAUACAUUUAAACUCAUUUAUUACCUUUGAAAAUUAAUCAUAACUAAUUUUAACAAUAAAAAAUGUUUAUAAAAGAUCCCUGUGGGAUUACAUGUAUUAUAAUAACUUAUGCGGCAGUCUUUUACGCGGAUUAUGUAGUUAUAAAAUGGAUUGUUCUUCACACGAUGGAAGGAAGCUUAUGGGGUACAUUAAACGCCGUGGCAUUUAACUUAAUCAUUUUUCUUUUGACAAUGUCCCACUUUAAGGCUGUUAUUUCUGAUCCUGGAACGGUUCCUUUACCUCAAAACCGACUCGACUUUUCUGAUAUGCACUCUGCGGAAUCCGGCCUUGAUUUGGAUUGGACUAUUUGUACGAGAUGUGAGACUUACAGACCACCAAGAGCUCAUCAUUGUAGAAUUUGCAAAAGGUGCAUAAGAAGAAUGGAUCAUCAUUGUCCUUGGAUAAAUAAUUGUGUUGGAGAGAGAAAUCAAAAAUAUUUUAUACAAUUUCUUGUUUAUGUUGGCAUUCUAUCGGUUUAUGCCAUCUCAUUAAUAGUAAUAUCCUGGGUUAAUGAUUGCGAUAAUUGCGACGUCGAUGUUUUAAUGAAACAACGAAGAAUAAUGCACAGCAUCAUAUUAUUAUUAGAGAGCGCUUUAUUUGGACUUUUCGUGUUCGCAAUACUCACAGAUCAACUCCAGGCGAUACUCAGCGAUGAAACAGCCAUCGAACAAGCGCAAAAACAAGGUCCUUACAGACCCCAUAAACCAAAAAUGGUCCUACUAAGCGAAGUUUGCGGUAGACAACAUCCCGCGAUGUGGAUUUUACCUUGUUCAAAACUUCCUCGUAAAUUAGAUUUACCAUUGAUUGAUCAUGAUGUUUAAAAGUUAUUUUUAAGAGAAAAAUGGGUCAAUGUACUUAUUUUUUACACAAUACAACACUCUUCUCAGGCUAUUA
Molecule: messenger RNA, 1001 nt
Organism: Onthophagus taurus
Lineage: Eukaryota; Metazoa; Arthropoda; Insecta; Coleoptera; Scarabaeidae
Gene: Dnz1
Product: DNZDHHC/NEW1 zinc finger protein 11
Molecular function (GO): palmitoyltransferase activity
Source: RefSeq, a predicted model, not a curated record